CUUCUGCUAAUGGUCUUUGUGUGAAGGCGGGGAGGACGCGCCGCUGUUUGGCUGCUGAUUAGCAACAAACAAGGUUACGAGUUUAAAAAAGACCGGAUUUUUACGAUGAUAUGACGGGAUUUGCGUCAACCACAGCGGUAUGAAGUGUGUCAUGUGCUCGGUAGGAGCUCGUUGGCCCGCUUUGGACGGCAUCUGGAGGUGAUUUUUUUGGCCAAUACUUGGCGCUGGUGGCGGAGCUAAAGCUCGCUUUUCGGUGGCUCGAGCGGCGAUGCUGCCGAGUUGCUAGCUGCGUCAUCAUGUUGCUUCCGACUCGAGUUGGCGGAAAUAGAUCUCAAGUUAACGCCGGAGGUGAAGCCGCCUGCCGUCGUUUGGCUCCGGAGGCCGCUGCCGACCCCUGAAGCACCCCGAAGGAGGGCUGAGGAGGAGCCGGGGGAGGCUGGCGCCCAAACCCGCCGCUCCUGAAUUUAUUAUCUCCACUCGGACGGACAGCGGAGUAAAUAAUUUUUAAGUAGUAGCAGAAGAUUGUUGCCCAACUCUGGUGAUUAUUUCGAAGAUGUUGCGUGAUGAUGACCCGUGUGACGGCUCGGUGAGGAGGUGUUGCCGUUAAAUGGGGAUAUUGUUGGUGUAAUUUAAGCGGCUAGUUUGUCAUCGUCUCCACGUGGACUUUCUGUCGGGACUAACUUUUGCUAGAGAGGCGAUUUGUCAAAGUGAAACUCGCCUUAUUUUAGAAAACUGAACGCUUUCCGUUCUGAUCCGUUUUCCAAUGGCUCACAGCAACGCCCCUUACGGCAGCACAGACACGUUUUGCUCGUCCAGACUUUGGUCGGACCUCGGACCGGCAGAGAGGUCUGCAGACAGGAGGAGAUUUGGGGAUUCGGUCGGGCACUCCAAAGGGUGUGGAACUGCCAACUUUGAGGUGAUAGACGGGGUGUUGUACCGCAAAAAGCUGGAGAAAGGUUUCGUAAACUACAGGGAGGUUUUGGAUGAAGAUCGGAGAUGUGACGCAAUCUCCACCUUCCACCGGAGGCGACCCGGCCAGCGCCACCUGUCCCUGGAGGAGACCUACAAAUGUGUGGCUGAGAACUACUGGUGGGAAGGGAUGUACUUCCAGAUCAGAGACUUUGUCCUGUGUUGUCAGGAAUGCCGGAACCAACAUAUCAAGAAAUCAAAUGAAUUGGGCGGCAGAACAUGUGUGUCAAAGACUGUGUCGUCACACAGUGCUGAUGUAUUGAGCAAAUUGAGAAGUCAGCGGGAGGCGGGGCUUUUCUGUGACAUUACCUUAAGGACCAGCGGGAAAUCGUACACGGCCCACAAAGCUGUCCUGGCAGCCGUCAGCGACCACUUCCAGGAAAUCUUUACAGAGACGGACUCCAGCAGCAAGCCAGACAUCGAUCUCACUGGUUUCAGAGAGGAGAGCCUUCUGUCUCUGCUAGAUUUCUCCUACUCUUCCACUCUGUCCGUUCAUCAGGAGGAUUUACCUGAAGUCAUCACCAUGGCCCGUCACCUUGGUAUGUGGCCGGCAGUGGAAGCCUGUUCUGCACUCAUGAAGGAGCAAGAACGGCAGUCACAGCUGUCUACCAGGAUGGAAAGUUCAAGUCGUGAUCUUCACCAUCAACAGAGGGAAGGCAAAAAGAAAGAGGACGUUGGAGGAUAA
Thalassophryne amazonica is the source of this 1654-nucleotide messenger RNA. Its product is annotated as zinc finger and BTB domain-containing protein 11-like. Gene Ontology annotation, molecular function: DNA-binding transcription factor activity, RNA polymerase II-specific; protein binding; RNA polymerase II cis-regulatory region sequence-specific DNA binding. Lineage: Eukaryota; Metazoa; Chordata; Actinopteri; Batrachoidiformes; Batrachoididae. Gene Ontology annotation, biological process: regulation of transcription by RNA polymerase II; positive regulation of gene expression. Bases 764 to 1654 code for a protein of 296 amino acids. The transcript is spliced from 4 exons. The record is from RefSeq and is a predicted model, not a curated record.